AUGGCAGCAUUCAACUUCACUGUAUCUGAGUCUCCAACAUUCAUCCUAAUGGGCAUCCCUGGCUUGGAAGCUGCCCACGUCUGGAUUUCCAUCCCUUUCUGUGCCUGCUACGUUAUUGGCCUGGUGGGAAAUUUCAUAGUUCUGUUUGUUGUAGGCAAAGAACAGACCCUGCACCAACCGAUGUAUCUGUUGAUCUGCAUGCUGGCGCUCACCGACAUCGGCAUAUCUACAUCUGUUGUGCCGAAGGCCCUGUGUAUAUUUUGGUUUGAUUUGAAAGGCAUUACUGAAGGUGGGUGCCUUACCCAGACGUUCUUCCUCCAUGCAGUUUCUGUGAUGCACUCAGCCGUCCUGGUGACAAUGGCCUUUGAUCGCUACGUGGCCAUAUGUAACCCUCUGAGAUACACCACCAUCCUCACCAAUGCACGCAUCGCUAUGCUAGGGCUAGUGGGUUUGAUAAGAUCUGUUCUCUUUAUGCUGCCCCUACCCCUGCUCCUCAGCAGGCUGCCAUUUUGUGCCAACCGGAUUAUCCCCCACACGUACUGUGAGCACAUGGCUGUGGCAAAGCUGUCAUGUGGGGACAUCGCAGUCAACAGGACGUAUGGUUUGGUGAUGGCAUUUGUAGUCAUUGGGUUAGACCUGACUCUCGUUGCCUUGUCCUAUUGUCUGAUCAUCAGGGCCGUCCUCAGAAUCUCUUCCAAGAAGGCCUAUUCGAAGGCUCUCAACACCUGCACCGCUCACAUCUGUGUGAUGCUGACGUCUUGUAUUCUUUACCUCUUCUCCACCCUCACACACCGGUUUGGUCACGGCAUCGCUCCCCACAUUCAUAUUCUCUUUAUGCUGCCCCUACCCCUGCUCCUCAGCAGGCUGCCAUUUUGUGCCAAUCGGAUUAUCCCCCACACGUACUGUGAGCACAUGGCUGUGGCAAAGCUGUCAUGUGGGGACAUCACAGUCAACAGGACGUAUGGUUUGGUGAUGGCAUUUGUCGUCAUUGGGUUAGACCUGACUCUCGUUGCCUUGUCCUAUUGUCUGAUCAUCAGGGCCGUCCUCAGAAUCUCCUCCAAGAAGGCCCAUCCGAAGGCUCUCAACACCUGCACUGCCCACAUUUGUGUGAUGCUGAUAUCUUGUAUUCUCUUCCUGUUCUCCACCCUCACACACCGGUUCGGUCACGGCAUCGCUCCCCACAUUCAUAUCAUCUUGGCUGUUUCGCUGCUCCCGUUUGGGCAAAAGUCUUCAAAGAGCUUCGUGUCAAAGUGA
This is a messenger RNA of Pelodiscus sinensis (Chinese soft-shelled turtle), 1254 nucleotides long. The record is from RefSeq and is a predicted model, not a curated record. Lineage: Eukaryota; Metazoa; Chordata; Testudines; Trionychidae.